This is a messenger RNA of Linum tenue, 771 nucleotides long. NCBI's taxonomy places the organism in Eukaryota, Viridiplantae, Streptophyta, Magnoliopsida, Malpighiales, Linaceae. The record is from the annotation of a GenBank genome assembly.
AUUAAUAACGACUUGUUUUGUUCACUUUCCGUACUUAGCCUUGUAGUCCUUCCAAAGCUCAUCCACGCUCUUCCCAAGCAACUCCUUGAAAAAAGUUACGUUAUAACCAUCUCUCAACUUCUUAUUAAGCUCGGCCACGAACCCAUCGUUCCUCAAUCCGUCGCAAUAAUCCAAAAACAUAGCCGUAACGUCGUAGCCUUGGUCCCACUUAUCGCCCUCCCCCGGUUUGACCCAACGACCCGGCGGCGGGGCCAAACCGGCUCUCAACCUAACGAAAUCCGCAAUCCCUUCAAUCAAUCCACCCGGGGCAAUGUCCCCUUGCCCGCCACCCAACCACUGCCACACGUGCGUCAUCUCGUGAUACACCACUCCAGCCACCUCACGCCUGACGUCAUUGCCGCCGUCGGAGUAGCUCCCGACGUAUUGGGCGCUGAGGCUGAUCUCGUUGUCCGAGGUGUAAGCCACGCCGUCCAUGUCCUUCACCAGCAACGUCACGUUGGAGAAGUCUCUCCGGCUGCCGUUGGUGGUCUCGCGGAAGACACUCGUCCAUAUGAAAUUGGUGGCGUUGGACAUGACGUGGCAGGUGUAGUUGGUGCCGACUUGGCGCGUGAAGAUGGCACCGCCGGCUGUUUCCGGCGUGGUAUUGAUGGCGGUGAAGUUGAUCACUUGUGCGACGGCGGCGGAGAGAGAAACAAGGAGAGAAAGGAGGAAAAUGUUUUGAGACAUGUUUAUGGUUUAAUUAAUUUGAUCGGUCCAUGGGGUUUAUUAUAA